CUCACAUUGAAUACAUUUCUAAUUGGAUAUUGAAGUGGCCCGCACAAUUCUAAACCCUUGUUCUGGGCGCGUUCAAGAGCUUUCUAAUUAAUCUUCACCGUGAUGUGGUAUGAAAUUCUUCCAGCGCUUUCAAUAGUAACCGGAAUAACAUUUGCUAUUCCACCUUUAUUAAGUGUAACUAAUUAUGCGUUUCUUGGUAGAUGGUCUCCACCUAGUUUAUUUCGAUUUAAACAAGACUUCUUUCUACAUUUACGUGAUAAAGAUCUUGAAGGACCACUUUUAUUUGAAGAUUCAGAGUUUAUCAUCAAGGAUUAACGAAAUGUUUAUUAACUGAUAAUGUGUAUCUCUAUGUAGAUUUUAGCAAAAAAUAAAUUUGUUGAUUUACAA
Molecule: messenger RNA, 387 nt
Organism: Schistosoma curassoni
Lineage: Eukaryota; Metazoa; Platyhelminthes; Trematoda; Strigeidida; Schistosomatidae
Source: the annotation of a GenBank genome assembly